This is a messenger RNA of Juglans microcarpa x Juglans regia, 1795 nucleotides long. RefSeq lists its product as uncharacterized. Gene Ontology annotation, cellular component: membrane. Lineage: Eukaryota; Viridiplantae; Streptophyta; Magnoliopsida; Fagales; Juglandaceae. The record is from RefSeq and is a predicted model, not a curated record. The coding region runs from base 228 to 1298 and encodes 356 amino acids. Gene Ontology annotation, biological process: Golgi vesicle transport. The transcript has 6 exons.
ACACCGUUUCUUCUGAUUUUCCGGUUGACGGCGCAAUUUGGUAAAAAACAAAACAAAUAAAUAUUCCGUCGUGAGGCCGCGCUGUGUCCGCUUGGACAUCAUUCUUCUCACCCGCCUUAGCUUCUCUCUCUCUCUCUCUCUCUCUCUCUCUCUGUGAUUCUAUUGAUUGAAAUCGAAUCUCGAUUCAUCGAUCUGCUUCGUAUCCAUUAUCUUUUCCUUUUUUAAUAAUGGGUUCCAGUUUUGAUCGGUGGGAGAAGGAUCCUUUCUUUUCUGCCGCCGAGGAAGUUCAAGAGUCAGCCGACAGGAUGGAAUCUACGUAUAGAACAUGGAUUCACGCGGAGAAAGACGGUUCUAGCAUGUGGGACUCCGAAGAACUCCGCCGUGAUCUUCACACUGUCCUUGGCACUACCAAAUGGCAGUUAGAAGAGUUUGAACGGGCUGUGCAGUCUAGUUACGUGAAGAGCUCAAGUGACGAUACAAGAGGCAGGCACCAUGAAUUUGUUAUCGCCAUUGAAGACCAGGUUUCAAAAAUCGAGAACUCGUUGCAGGUAUCCACUCUUUCAGAGGGCAGGGCAUCAUUGCCUUGGAUGCGCUUAGACGAAGGAGAAUGCAAUGAACUGGCAUCGUUUCUUUUGGGAUCGUCAACAUCUGAAGACAAAACUCCUGGGAAGAGUAAUCGAAAGGAUAUUGAGAAUCCACAAGUGACAGAUAAAGGUUCAACGCCCGAUUGUUCAGAGAACUCCCGUCGUUCUGCUGAGUGCAUGGAGGUUAGCGAAGGUAAGUCACAUGGACACAGGAGGACCGCUAGUGCUAGUGCUGACAUUAGUGCUUGGAAGAUUGUCGUUCCUGAUGAUGGACACCAGCAGAAUUUUUCAAAAGAGCAGACUGGGUUGCCUGUACGUAAGAUACCCAGUUUGUCAGUAUUCCCAAGUUCCAUGGAAUCUUCAUCCAAGUUGAAGUGGUCAAAGAAUGGUUUUAGGAAGUGGAAGGCAACGGAUCGCCAACAAGAAGCUGAUACUGCAUUUUUGCAAUCUCCUCAGUUGUCUAAGGGCAUUAAUGCAUACUAUGAAAGAAGUAAGAGUUGCCUCGAUGGUAGCAAUGAUUGUUAUGAUAAGCAACUUCAUGGAUGGCAUGGAGCUAUUCAGAGACAGCUUCAAAGGUCUCAGUACCAGAUGCAGUAUAGCCGACCUGUUCAAGUGACUUUUUGGAUUGCUCUUCUACUAUGCUUGCUUUGUAUAAAUGUCGGUAUUCCAGCAAUUACAUUCUUUUGGGGUUAUGAGGCUCCAAAUUAUUGCUGAAGAAUAAAAUGAUGCAUGCUUCCAUAAUGAAGAAUUAAUGCCUCGAGAUUUUUAGUGUUAUGUGCCGUGUAGAAGGAUCUACUUAUGUUCUUCAUCUGCAUUUUGUUGUUGGAGAGGCAGUAUUCGGAUCAGAGGAUCUCAGGGAAUGGCAAUGCACCAUGUUUAGGCUGUUGCUGGAUUUGUUGAAUCGUGGGUCGUUAUUCUUUCGUACACAAUAUAUGUCUUAAACAUGCCGGUCCUGGGUGAUUACUGCUGAGGGAACGAUCCAAGCACUUUGUAGAAACGCCAUCUCCCUCUGUUUUUUGCAUUUCUUUUUCUUUCCAAUUUUGAUUCUUUGAUGAAGGACAAACUCAGUUUGUAUAUGAUAAGGGGCAAGGAGAGACGUGAAAGAAAGUUUGCAUAGGUUUGUAAUUCAAAACAUGUUUACCUAUCAGCUACUUGAAGUUGUAAAAAAUACACAAAUAUUUUAGCAGAGUUGCAUUUCUGUUAAUCUCCUC